Capsella rubella is the source of this 1136-nucleotide messenger RNA. RefSeq names its product transcription factor MYB63. NCBI's taxonomy places the organism in Eukaryota, Viridiplantae, Streptophyta, Magnoliopsida, Brassicales, Brassicaceae. The record is from RefSeq and is a predicted model, not a curated record. The transcript has 3 exons. Bases 41 to 913 code for a protein of 290 amino acids.
UAUAGAUACAGAAAAUAGAAAGAGGAGAGAGGGAGAGAGAAUGGGGAAAGGAAGAGCACCUUGUUGUGACAAGACCAAAGUGAAGAGAGGUCCAUGGAGCCCAGAAGAAGAUUUGAAACUCAUCUCUUUCAUUCAAAAGUUUGGCCAUGAGAACUGGAGAUCUCUUCCCAAACAAUCUGGGCUAUUGCGGUGUGGGAAGAGUUGUCGUCUGAGGUGGAUCAACUACCUCAGGCCAGAUCUGAAGCGUGGCAACUUCACUGCAGAGGAGGAAGCAACCAUCAUCAAGCUCCACCAAAACUAUGGAAACAAGUGGUCGAAAAUAGCUUCUCAGCUUCCAGGUAGAACAGAUAACGAAAUCAAGAAUGUGUGGCACACCCACCUAAAGAAAAGAUUGGUUCAGAGCUCGGGAACCGAUCAUACUGCAGACGAGCCAGCUAAUUCAUCACCUUGUUCAAGUGACUCUGUUUCUCGAGGAGAGGUUUCUUUGAACAGAACAACGAGGAAUGCCUUGUCUACAUCUGUGUCUUCCGGUGGUUCCAACCAUUCAAUCCAGGAAGAUGAUCCAAAGAUAGGCAUGACGUUUGAGUACAUAGAAGAAGCUUAUAGCGACUUUAACGACAUUAUUCAAGAGGUAGACAAACCCGAUCUGCUGGAGAUCCCUUUCGAGCCAGAUCCUGACAUUUGGAGUUACUUAGAUGCUUCAAACUCGUUUCAACAGUCCGCUGCAAAUGAGUUCAGCUCAGCUUCACGACCAGAGGAAGAGUCUGAUGAGGAUGAGGUUAAGAAAUGGUUCAAGCACCUGGAAAGCGAACUCGGGUUAGAAGAUGAUGAUGGUCAACAACAGAGGACACAUGACAAUAAAGAAGAGUCAUCAUCAUCACUACUGAAGAACUACGAGCUCAUGAUACAUUAAAUGAAACCAAAAGGCUGUUUUUUAUUUUUGUAAGUUUUAUUUUCAUCCAUGACCAAGAAAAUAAAUACUUAUUUAAUGGAAAGGUAGGUAUAGUAGAGAAAAAAAUGUAUUUGACAUUUUUUAGUAGCCUGUAGAUAAAAACAGAGUUGGUCAAUUACUAAAGCUUGAGACUAAACUAUCUGAAAGAUUCUUUGAUAGAAUCUGGAAGAUUAAUUGACUGAUA